Messenger RNA from Saccoglossus kowalevskii, 2112 nucleotides. RefSeq names its product protein phosphatase 2C-like domain-containing protein 1. Lineage: Eukaryota; Metazoa; Hemichordata; Enteropneusta; Harrimaniidae. The record is from RefSeq and is a predicted model, not a curated record. Gene Ontology annotation, biological process: protein dephosphorylation. Gene Ontology annotation, molecular function: protein serine/threonine phosphatase activity.
AUGAAGAAAAUCAAUAAAACUACCGAUUCUGAUAACCCUCUUCCAGUUAAGACAUUGCAGAAAUAUAAUGAUGCAUUUGACUUACUGAGAUCCAACAUGGAAGGGACCUACGAAGAUUGCCGACAAAUACGCGAGAACAUCGUCAUCGAUUCUGAAGGUUUGAGUCUCAGCUGCAGCCCAUACUGCAUUCGUGCGGUUGGAAUAUGCUCUGAUGCAAAUGAACGUUGGAAAUCUACAAUGGAAGACACCAGGGUUUUCCAGGAUUAUUUUGGGAAUGACAUCAACAAGUGUUUUUUUGGAAUUUACGAUGGUCACCACGGACGUUUUGCCGCAGAGGUGGCAGCGAAUGAUUUGCACCACUACUUACUGCACGAGAUGACUAAGUUUGACGUGGAUACCUCAUGUGUGUGUGCUGUCAAUCUUGUCGAAAAUAAUGACCUAUCGGAUUAUGAUUUGAACCGUCCUCCUCGUGAUACAAGAUCUGAAAGCAUUCGUCAUGUUCUCCAUGAAGAAAGUAAAAACAUAAUCCAACAAAUCAUGCACACGUGUGAGGUAAACCUUGAAAAACUUUCUGGACUACAGGGUUCAUCAAAAGAUUCGCCAAAAAAGACAAAAAAGAAACAUUCAAAGGAUCCAUUUUCCGAACGAAUGGGACAUGCGUUUAGGAGAGCGUAUCGAAAAACUGAUGAUAUCCUCAAACUAGGGCAAGAUGAGAGGUCGCGAGUAAGGUGGAGCGGUUGUUCGGCACUUACAUGCGUUAUACAAAAUACAAAAAUGAAAUCAGAUGAAGAUGAGUCGGAUGACGAAAAAGAAAAUAAUGAUGAAGUAAAUGAGAAUGAGGAAAAGAAAUCAAAACAAAUCAAACCACCAGAAGAGAAAGGCGUCAUACACUUAGCGAACACAGGUAAUAUCCAUGCUGUACUGAGUCGCGAUGGAAAAGCUUAUCGGUUAACGAGAGAUCAUACGCCCAACAAUCACAACGAACGUGUCAGGGUUAGCAAAGCAGGCGCUAAUGUCGCUGUAAGCGAGAAAGGGUCAAGGGUUAAUGGGGUUUUAGAUACUACACGUGGCAUUGGUAACCAUGGUGAUCCACCCCUCAAGAAGGCUGUCAUCUGUGAACCGUAUGCGACUAGCGUUGUGAUUGAUCAGUAUGCAGAGUUUUUAAUUUUAGCUAACAAUGGUGUGUGGGAGGUAUUUUCGGAGGAUGAAGCCGUUGCGCUGUUGACGAAAAUGCUAUCCAAAGCAGAAUCAGCAACAAAGAGCCAGAAUGUUAAAGAUUUAGAAUUGCUGUAUGCAAAGGAACACAGCCAAGUGGGAAGCACUCUCUCACCGUCUUUGUUUUCUUCAGAGUCUGAUGCCCGACCUUUGAGUCAGAGGUCACAGAGGUCAGAAGGUAGAGGUCAAAGUGAUGAUAAGGUAGACAGUCUAGGAAGUAACACUCCUCCACUGCGAAAAACUUCCAGUGUUCUUCCACCUUCCAGAACGGGUAUGUUAGAAGACAUCAGCGAGUCGCCCGAACACAGGAUGGCACCAUUGGAUAGAACGAUUGGGUCGAAUAAUAAUGAUUCAAAUCUUAAAAAUGGAAAUAAUGAUUUAGUGCAGAAGGCUAGGAAACAAAGCAGCAGUUCGUCAGUUUGCAACCGUGAUGGUGGUACGGAUGAAGCAAAACAGGAUGAGGAGUCAAGGCAAUAUGCAAAUGUGAGCAAUAAUCAAAAUGAGACUGAUGAGAAAUUAAGCAAUCCCCAUGACAACAAUAAUGGUUUGGAUAAUACAGAGAGACCAAUUGUUAGCGGUAAAAGUGAUAGAAGUCGGCGUAGCCGAGUAACUAUUGCAGACGACUUACAGACUGAAGUCGGUAGCCAGAUAUCUUUUGGCUCGAGCAACGAUGAUGAAGAUGAUGACGGCUGCGAUGCCGAUGUGGAAACAUUAACCGAGCUGCAUUCUUUUUAUGGUCAAUCACGAAUGUCUGAACCACCUUAUAAAUAUGAUUUACACUGUCAGCUUGCGAAGAGCAUGGGUGAGCGGUUGGUGCACGCUGCGUUGCUAGCCGGAUCAAAAGAUAACAUUACGGCUAUGGUUAUCCUACUACCAGGAUGUAAACUAAAAAUCUAG